This is a messenger RNA of Nelumbo nucifera (sacred lotus), 2123 nucleotides long. Lineage: Eukaryota; Viridiplantae; Streptophyta; Magnoliopsida; Proteales; Nelumbonaceae. The record is from RefSeq and is a predicted model, not a curated record.
UAACAUCUCUCUCUCUCGCUCAUUGUUCUUGGUACAAUGAGAGGAAAACAUUCUUAAUUUUAUUCAUCACCCAAGAAUUCAACAGUCAUCCAUUGCAGAUCUUCAAGUUCAACCUCUGAGAACCUCCCUAAGGUGAAUGGAAAAGUUGGUAUCUUCAUCCCAUGGCAAGAAAUUGCCUCUUCUCCUCAACAUAUCUUUUCUCUUUCUCAUCACUUUCUACAUCUCAAUCUCAACCCGUUUCUCUCUCUCCAGUUCUGAUCACUUACUGAGGAAUUUAAAAAGACCCAGCCUCAUCUCCACCUGUCCAGAAAUCCUAGAUGAACCCAACGGCAAUGGCUGCAAUCGCCUUCAUCAGUACCACACUUACAAAGAAAAGUGCGAAUACUUGAGAUCAGAGAAGGGAUGCCAGCCCAAAGGCUACAUAAACUAUCUCCAGAUCUUCUAUUGCAUCUGUGGCCGAUACCCUCUUCUGGGUUGCACCAUUCUCAUCCUCUGGCUCGUAGUUCUGUUCUAUUUACUGGGCAACACAGCUGCCAAUUACUUCUGUUAUUCCCUGGAGAGACUAUCAAAAACCUUGGAGCUUUCCCCUACUAUAGCUGGUGUAACUCUGCUUUCAUUAGGAAAUGGUGCACCAGAUGUCUUCGCCAGCAUCGUCUCUUUCAUGGGAGCUGGGUCUGGUCAGGUUGGGCUCAACAGUGUUUUGGGUGGAGCCUUCUUCAUAUCUAGCACAGUGGUCGGAAUCAUAAGCAUAUUGGUCAGCCCAUAUCAGGUAGCCAUUGAUAGGUCUAGCUUCAUAAGAGAUGUUGUCUUCUACCUUGUAUCUCUUUCUUCUCUACUUGUGAUUGUGAGCAUUGGAAGGAUCGGUUUUCUGGGUGCAAUGGCUUUUGUUUCUCUCUACUUUGUGUAUGUGUUGAUCGUCUGCACAGCACAUUUCUGCAGAAAGAAAGACAGAGAGGUGAACUUCUUUACAAAAUCUCCUUCAUUACCAGCCUCCAGCAGCUUGGACGCACCUCUACUGAGUUACAUUGAUGAUGACAAGUCUGUUCCUAUUGAGAGAGGUCUUGAUGAAGAAAGUAAUAAUCAUCAGAAUUAUCCAAUAGGCUGGAGGUGUUCUGUCCUUGAUUCAUCAACAAGGUACUUCAUUAGUAGGCUUCUGUUCAUUCUAGAGCUUCCACUUUACUUACCAAGGAGGUUGACCAUCCCUGUUGUUAGUGAGGAGAAUUGGUCUAAGCCCUUUGCAGUUAUUUCAGUUACAUUGGCGCCAGUUCUCUUUGCUUCCCUUUGGAACUCUCAAGGGGGAAAUAUAGGUACCAGAACAGGAGUAGUGAUCUAUAUAAUUGGUUGUUUGGCAGGGAUUAUCUUGGGGAUUAUUGCAUUUUUGACUACUGAGAGCUCCAACCCACCAAAGAAAUGCUUACUCCCUUGGCUUACAGGAGGGUUUAUGAUGAGCAUCACCUGGACUUAUAUCACAGCUCAGGAAUUGGUUUCAUUGCUGCUCUCACUUGGUCUUGUAUUUGGAAUAAGCCCAUCUGUUCUAGCACUGACUGUGCUUGCUUGGGGUAACUCACUUGGGGACUUGAUCUCCAAUGUUGCAAUGGCAGUGAAUAGUGUGCCAGAUGGGACCCAGGUCGCCAUCUCGGGCUGUUAUGCGGGGCCCAUCUUCAAUACAUUAAUGGGCUUGGGCCUGUCACUUGCUUUUUCUUCAUGGUCUGUCUAUCCAUCUUCUAUUGUCAUCCCCAAGGACUCCUUUCUCUACGAGACCCUUGGGUUUUUAAUGGCUGGCUUGGUUUGGGCGCUUGUGAUUCUUCCCAGGAAAGAAAUGAGGCUUGAUAAAGUUUUGGGUGUUGGGCUCUUGGCUAUAUACUUGUGCUUCCUAACUCUCAGGCUGGCCAAGGCUCUUGGGCUACUCCAACUUAGUGGUUCAUCUUUCUCCUUCAAACCCUAAUGUGGUUUUCAUAUUAUAUCGAUUCAGUUUUUUUUUUAAUCUUUUGUUGUUACUAUUGGACAUUUAUUUUCACUAUGGUUCAAUUUCAAGGUAAGAGAUGCCCAGUGUAAACCUAUGGCCAAAGAAUGUUGAUUAUACAUGGUUUCAUGCUAAUUAGAGAGUUGAUUUUGCUGUUUAA